Messenger RNA from Oncorhynchus kisutch (coho salmon), 1623 nucleotides. RefSeq names its product gamma-enolase-like. NCBI's taxonomy places the organism in Eukaryota, Metazoa, Chordata, Actinopteri, Salmoniformes, Salmonidae. Bases 79 to 1383 code for a protein of 434 amino acids. The transcript has 11 exons. Gene Ontology annotation, cellular component: phosphopyruvate hydratase complex. Gene Ontology annotation, biological process: glycolytic process. Gene Ontology annotation, molecular function: magnesium ion binding; phosphopyruvate hydratase activity. The record is from RefSeq and is a predicted model, not a curated record.
GCCCCUCUCUCACUCUCCUUCUCUCUCAUUUGCUCACAUUUUCCCACUUUCCCUACCAGGCUUCACACACACUGCAGGAUGUCGAUAGUGAUCAUUGUUGCCAGGGAGAUCCUGGACUCCAGGGGGAACCCCACAGUGGAAGUGGACCUGCACACUGACAAAGGUGUCUUCAGGGCAGCUGUGCCUAGCGGAGCGUCUACUGGCAUCUAUGAAGCCCUGGAGCUGAGAGACGGAGACAAGAGCCGCUACAAGGGCAAAGGUGUGCUCAAGGCUGUUGGUCACAUCAAUGACACCAUCGGUCCUGCCCUCAUCCAGUCGGAGGUCAGUGUGGUAGAACAGGAGAAAUUGGACAAGAUGAUGAUAGAGAUGGACGGCACUGAGAACAAGUCUCAGUUUGGGGCCAAUGCUAUUCUGGGUGUGUCCUUGGCCAUAUGCAAAGCUGGUGCUGCAGAGAAAGGUGUCCCCCUGUACCGUCACAUUGCUGACCUGGCAGGAAACACAGAGUUAGUGCUUCCAGUUCCUGCAUUUAACGUCAUCAACGGGGGCUCUCAUGCGGGCAACAAGCUGGCCAUGCAGGAGUUCAUGGUACUUCCUGUAGGGGCGGAGUCUUUCAGGGACGCUGUGCGUGUGGGGGCGGAGCUGUACCAGACGCUGAGGGAAGUGAUCAAGGAGAAGUAUGGCCAGAACGCCACCAACGUGGGGGACGAGGGGGGGUUCGCCCCAAACAUACUGGAGAACACUGAAGCCCUGGAGCUCAUCAAGACAGCCAUUGAGAAGGCAGGUUUCACAGACAAGGUGGUGAUCGGGAUGGACGUGGCAGCCUCUGAGUUCUACAAAGAGGGCAAGUACGACCUGGACUUCAAGUCUCCGCCCAACGCAGACCGCCACAUCAGCGCCCAAGAGCUCUGCGACAUGUACCAGGGCUUCGUCAAUGACUACCCAGUGGUGUCCAUUGAGGAUCCGUUUGACCAGGAUGACUGGCCGGCCUGGUCCCAGAUGACAGCCUCCGUGGGUAUCCAGGUGGUGGGGGACGACCUGACCGUCACCAACCCCAAGAGGAUAGAGCGCGCCCUGGAGGAGAGGGCCUGCAACUGCCUGCUGCUCAAAGUCAACCAGAUCGGCUCUGUCACCGAAGCCAUUCAGGCGUGUAAGUUGGCUCAGGAAAAUGGCUGGGGGGUGAUGGUGAGCCACCGCUCAGGUGAGACAGAGGACACCUUCAUUGCUGAUCUGGUGGUGGGCCUCUGCACUGGACAAAUCAAGGCUGGAGCUCCCUGUCGAUCAGAGCGGCUGGCCAAAUACAAUCAGCUCAUGAGGAUUGAGGAGGAGUUAGGGGAUCAGGCUCGCUUCGCAGGGCACAACUUCCGGAACCCCGCCGCCCUCUAAGACUCCUCUGGGCUGACAGACACUGACACAGAAUCACAGACAUACAUCACAUCACUGCAGGGCACAGACAGACAGACUGACAUAGAUGGACAGACACAGAUGUACACAGACAGAUAUACAUAAAUACCCACAAUGAAUCCGACAGACAGACGGACGGACGGACGGACGGACGGACGGACGGACGGACGGACGGACGGACGGACGGACGGACAGAUAGAUAGAUAGAUAGAUAGAUAGAUA